AGCCCUGAGGCUUUUGCGCACGAGACAGUCGGUGAUCCGCCAACGGGAGCGGGCGGGCAAGACCGGGGAAGACCGACUCCCUUUGAGCCACACCGAUCUCUCAAACGCGCCGCAUCUCCUGAUCUGGUGAAGUCUCCAUCACCACCAAGGAUCUUUACGCACAACUUUUUUUUUUUUACGCACAGCGGAAAGCGCUGCCGCUGAGCGCAUCUCGAUGCGUGGUCCGAGUCUCCUGAAACGAGCAGCACAUCGCAACUUCUACUCCCACAGGUGUGAUGAGGACGAGGAGGACGAUGAGAGCGCGGGCUGCGGGGAUGAAAGACGCGAACUGCUGCUGAGAGCGCGCGGACCACGGACACUUGCCCGGAACAGCGAGCCGCGCGGCGUGCCAAAAUGAGCCAGAGCUGGGUGAUCCUACAGAUAGUCCUCGCCACUAUCACGGGGGUAUCCACUCAAGAUGUGAGCAGUAAAGAAAUGACUGACAGCAGGAGCCCUGUGCCUUUCCCUGUCUUCCUGCCCGUCAACUACGAGGUCCGGGAUGCUGACUACCUCUUCCUUAAGGAGGCCGGCCAGGACUUCAUGAGGAACUCCAGCAUGCAGAGUCACACGCAGCCCUUUGUUAUUUUAAGAGCCAGCCGCCAGCCAGUUGUCAGUGCCAGCUAUGGAGCCAUGUCUACAGAGAGGUCUGUGCCACUGGAUCUGGUGCAGCCCGUGCAGCUCCUCAACACUCCGGACGUCUUUACGUUCAACUGGAAAAUCCAGGCCUUUGUGCUGACGCCUCGGGUUUUCUCCUCCAAACCCAAAGUGCGCGUCCUCUUCUACGUUGCAGGCAGGGAUUGGAGCAAAGAGGGAGCAGUGGACGAGCUGCCGUGUGUGACAGUGUAUGGUUUCUGGCAAACUCAGGAGGUGAGGGCUUCCUGCAACAUCGGAGUGGAGAGCGGAACCUGCAUGGCUGAACUUGUUCCAGUGCCAGGCUGGUUCGCACUGGGGUCAGAGGGCACCAGCAGGGAACGGCAAGAUCCAACUGUGGGGAACCCGGUGGAGCUGUACUACCAGGCUCAGCCCAGAGUCAACGAGAGAUGUAGUUCUGUGAAUGGAAGUCGAUGGAGUGGUUCCCAGCAGCAGCAGCAGCAGCAGACUGAAAAUGUUCCCGUCACUCCCAUGCAGAGGAUUGGAAGUGUGCGUCUCCUGCAGGUACCCAAGGGAAUGGCGACGCUAUCUCGGCUCAAACUCGGUAAUGCCAUCGUCAUCCGUACAUCCUCCAAACCUCUGAAGAAAACGGACAUUGCCACUUUCUACAUACUGAUGGCCAGCUCUGCCCAGCUGACCAACUUCACUCUCAGAGCCCUGGUAAAGAAGGGUGUGACCUUUCGAACAGUGACGCCCAGCAACUCUUUACUGUGGGACAUCACUCUGGAUCUGGGUGCUGACGGAGCCAUCGCUGUGAUUUGUCAGAGAAAGGGCCCCAUACCUGGGAAAAGGCUUGAAAGCAGUCUCCUGGAGGUACUUCAGAUGGACUUUGAGGUUGAGGAGCUGAGCAGUCCUGUUGACAGUCAGGUGAUCAUAUGGAAGCUGGAGCUACCAUCUGUGCCCAAAACCAUCGCCAAGACAGAAGGAGCCAUGAGGAUUUAUACAACUCAGAGAGACUUUGUUGGCCUGGCUCCUCUCGUAAUGGACACAGAGAUCCUGAACACGGCUGUGCUGACUGGAAAGAAGGUGGUGAUGCCUGUGAGGACAGUAGCUGUGGAGGAAGAUGGAGCAAUCACAGAUGUAUCAGACUACACAGACUGCAGCACCAGUGAUGAAGAUGUUCUCAAGGUGUCGGACAGAUGCGACUAUGUUUUUGUAAAUGGCAAAGAGACCAAAGGCAAGCUCAAGAUGACAGUCAACUUCACCUACAGCUACCUGAGUGCUCARCUUGAACUGAACGUUUGGAUGCCUCGGCUCCCUCUUCAGAUUGAGUUGUCAGACACAGAACUGAGCCARAUCAAAAGCUGGAGGGUACCAAUCCUGACUUCAAAAAGAUCUGUCUGGAACAGUGAUGAAGCUGAGCGGAGGGGCAAAGGCUGCAUGCUGCAGCUUCAGCAUGCCCUUGUGAGAGUGCUAACUCAUUUUGUGGCAGAGCAGGAAGACCCGCGAGAUCCUACAGCCUAUUUCCUGGGCCCUGAUUGGCAGGUGGACGUCACAAGGCUGGUUCGAUACUUCAUGAAAGUGGAGGACCCUCGAAUUGCAAAGCUGCAGGAAGGAAGGGUCCUGUCAGGCCGAGAUUUUGGGACCACAACCAUCCAGGUGUUCUCGCCGCUGUCUGAUGUUAUCUUGGCUAAGACAACUGUCAAAGUUGUGGAUGAUAAAGUCAGCAUCACAGAGUUAGGAGUCCAGGUGGUUACAGGCCUCUCCAUGACCUUACAACGUAGUCCAGGAAGCAGCAGGGCCAUUUUGGCUACAACAAUGACACAAGAGGUGCUACAAACUCCCAAACAGAAUGCUUUAGUCAGUUCCUGGAUACAGUUCAGUGACGGCAACCAGACACCUCUUGACAUUUAUGAUCCUGCUUUUUACCGUAUAACAGUAACAUCUCUAGAUCAGGGCGUAGUGUCAGUGCUGGGCAAACCUCCAGUUGUGGUGGCAGAGGGAGAAGGGGAGGGUGUCCUGGUUAGGGUAGAGAUGUCUAUCUGCGAAACCUGCCAGAAAUCCAAACGCAAAAGUACAGUGGCAGUGGGCAACGGUAGCCUUAAGGUCAAGUUUCAGGUGAAUAUUCGGCGGGCAGGCAGCAACACCCGCAACCUUGACCAAAGCUCUGUCGGCAAAAGCAUUGACUAUGGAAAUGAUAGGGAAGAGGUGGAUAACAAAAGGAAGCAGGGGAUGCCAUCUCAGUUUCUUCCCACAAGUAUCUCCAACUUUAACAAAGAAGAGAGUGCUGUUCAGAGGACUCCAACCACCAYCAAAACUACAGAAAAAACUGUGAUAACCAGUGGAAGUCUCGGAGGAGUGGGUAAAAUUAGUGUUUUACAAAAUGCCGGCAAUCCUACCAGUAUGGUGAACAUCAGUCUUUUUAACAACCCCAGAGACGGCAGCAAAGGAUACGGCUCAGACAAUAUGAUAGUGGAAGACAUGAGCAGUGUUGGCCUGUCUAGCACCAUGAAAGCUCCUGGGAAUCUGGUAAACUACAACAACUUCCCCACCAAGGUGGGGGUACCUGGGCAGGGGACAUCCGAGGUAGAWAUUGGUGGCGAAGAAGCACUGGCUAACAGGCCUCUAACAGACUUAGAAAUCGGCAUGUAUGCUUUGUUAGGUGUCUUUUGCCUGGCCAUCCUGGUGUUUCUAGUAAACUGUAUAUCAUAUGUUGUUAAAUUUCGGCACAAGAAGGAUUCCUCCCAUAGUCAAGAGCCAACAGGGCACAGGCAUGACUGGGUGUGGCUCGGCACAGACGCUGAACUGGUGAUGACCGUGCCAUGCAGCCCAUUGCACCAAGACUCCCAGACAACAACUACUGUGAUAGACAUUGGGCCUGAUAAGACAAGUUCUCUCUCUAGGAGACCCAGUUGCUUGGCCUCUGUGACAGGCUCCCCCCUUGGCUGUCCAGGCUCUAACAGAAACAAACCCAUGCAAAGUGACUCAAUCCACUCACCCACCAGCAAAAGAAAGAGAGUUCAGUUCACCACAUUCUCCACGCUCGAGCGCCAGCAUUCGUCACACCUUCCACCCAAGGAAAACGGCCAUGGUAUCCACUGGGUUGGAAAGGAGGACAGUAGUGGGGAGGAACCUCAAGUGCCCAUCAUAAAUCCCGUGGACCAGUUAUAACAGAACCUGAACAAACCUCAUGUGUACAGUAGAUGUGGCUUUGAUCACCUCAAUGCCUUUGUCAAGAAUAUGUGAUUUUGUAAUGGCCCCCAGCUUCAUUUAAUUGCCUACUAAGGCCUUUUACCACUGAGGAACAAAUGUGCCAUUUCUAAUUAAUUAUCCUGUCAUUCAAGAAUUACUCAAAUGUGUCAAUAUUAAAGUAAAAUUGGGUAACAAAUACAAAAAUAAUUUUAACAUACAUAUUUUAAUAAAUUCCUUUUAGUAUAAAUCUUUCAAUUAACAGUCCUGUGCUGCAGUGCAUCAUGAAAUUUAUUUGUCAGCAUACCACUUUAAAGUCAGUGGGCGGGGCUAAUGCUGAUCUAGUUGAGACCAUCAUAAGAUGGCAUUAUUUCCAAUUAAAGAUCAACAGUUUAGUUGAGUUCUUAUAAGUUUGAAAAAGAUAUUUUACACUUAAUGAAAAAAUAAACAAAAACAAAAAAACAAUAUUUUUUUUGUUAAAAAUAUGCAUAAUUUGCAUACAAAAAUAAAUAAAUACAUACAAUUUGGAAAAAAAAAUACAAAGUGCAUUGAUUGGCUCUGCUUUAUGGCUACAUCUGUCAAACAUCCUGAAAAUCCAGUAUUUUAUUGAAAAAAAUAAAGAAAUUUCCUUUAAAAAACAGUCUUAGAAUAGGAGUAGAGGAAGGAAACCCAUCUUUUCACAUUGCUAAUGCAUAAAUUUACUUGGGUGUUAAUCGUGGAAAUGACACAUUAGCAACUCAUAAACAUGUAUUGUACAUGUAAAUAGAGUAUUAAUGAUGCAGUUUGACAUAUAUUUUGGCUGCUAGUGGCCUUUUUAUUCUACUUCAGUAUCAUGCAGUUUGAAUUGCAUCUCUUGUCUUUGGCUGCUCAGAUUCAAACCAUUUUGAAAAAAAUAAAAUAAAAUAAAAAAGGGUGUGCCUCCCACAAAUCAACGGACAGAUAACACACUGUUUCACUCCAUUUUUAUAAACCAAACAUAAAAAAUUAUUUAGAGUACAGACCUAUUAUGUCAGAUAUUUACAUAAAGCUUUUAUAGCUUUGACUGUUUCAAUGUCCUUGACCCUUUAAAAACAAUGAAAACCUUUAUUUUAAUGUUGCAAACAUUUAACCAUAUGUGAACAAAGGCCACAUAUUUGUUAGUAAUGCCUAUAUGUGGAGUUGGGAACCAACACUAUAUCGCCAUCAAGUAUCCGUAUUAGCUUGGACGCUAACAAAUUUUAUAAUUUCUAAAUACCAAACAGUUUAUGGUAUUUUCACAGUCUUUUACAGUUGAAGUAAAUGUUUAUCAAAUAAUGUCUAAUGUUACAAGUAGCUGUGGUUCACUUUAAACAUUUACCUUAAAUACUUAAAAUUUUAAGAAGAAAUGUGCAAGGCCAGAAACUUAGGUGAAAACACUGAUAUAGUUAUAGUUUUAUAUGAUCCAAAUUACAGACAUUAUGUUCAGUCUUCCUCCAUUUCAUGUAAGCAUAAACAUGUUGUGUGACAGUCAUAACAGUGAAACAAGAAAUGCACAGUGGUACGAUGUCGUGGAUGAAAUGAAGUAUUAAAUCAAACAUUUCUAUAUUUUUUAUUUCAAUUAUUUGAGUUACUCUGUAUAUUGUUUCAGUAUCUACUUUACAUCAACCCAUGUUCUAACCAAUCAGAUGUUAUGGCCUGCUGAUGAGCUGCAGUCAUACAGGAAAUUAUGUCUUGAUGCGCUGAAGAACCAGAACAAUGAAGCAUUGAUAUAGAAAACAAAUUAUCAGUUUGUACAUAAACAUAUAUAGUGUUUAACAAAUUAUUUGUGUAUUUGUGUCCAUUUACAAUUAUUGACACAUUUCAGUAAAUAGUUUAACUUGUAUUUCUGUAUUUAUUUCCACAUUUUACGAAGUGAUGACCUACUGUACAUAGCUAUCUAAUGGUUUAUUUAUUUGUCACAUUGUGGCAAUUUUAGCCCUCCAUAUUUUACAUGUACAUGUACUGUAUAAUGUAUAUACCUGAAAUCAAAGACUGGAUGUGUGUGAUAAUGUUUCAGAUGGUGAAGUUACAAAAUGUUUAAAGCCACAAAAUGUUCUUGCUGCAUGUGGAUCUACAUCUGUACAUUUGUGAAAACAACA
Austrofundulus limnaeus is the source of this 5915-nucleotide messenger RNA. RefSeq names its product transmembrane protein 132D. The coding region runs from base 394 to 3801 and encodes 1135 amino acids. Lineage: Eukaryota; Metazoa; Chordata; Actinopteri; Cyprinodontiformes; Rivulidae. The record is from RefSeq and is a predicted model, not a curated record. The transcript is spliced from 9 exons.